Molecule: messenger RNA, 941 nt
Organism: Pseudopipra pipra
Lineage: Eukaryota; Metazoa; Chordata; Aves; Passeriformes; Pipridae
Exons: 7
Coding region: 1-654 (217 amino acids)
Source: RefSeq, a predicted model, not a curated record
AUGGCGGCGAGAGCGCCCCUCCCCCCCCCCUCCCCCCUUCGCUUCAGAGAGGCGUUUAUCCUGUUGCCUGACCUCCGCCGCCACCCGGACCCCCGCCCCGCGCCCGCAGCGCCGUCUCCCCGCGCCGCUUCCCGCUCGACCCACGGCGGCAGAUCCGACGGAGAUCGUCCCCGGGGUAACCUGGGCGCGGUGGGGGACGCGGCGGGGGGGCGCGGCCGCUCUUCUGCCUCUCCCGCGGCCAUCGGCGACUGCAGGCAGGGGAAGCGACAGGUGACGAAGCUUAUGGAAAAAAAGACCAAAGGCCUCGAGGCUCCCUCUUUCCCUUCGGUCGCCGUGGGUGUGCCGGCCGCCUCUGGCAGGACUAACCCUGUGGCUUUUAUGUCCAACGUGCUGUGCUGUGUGUGCCUGCAGACUGAAUGCACUCCCUUUAUUCACCUUUUCAGAGAGUAUCGGCCAGAAUACGAGCGCCUGAGAAAAACACUGAAUCCACAGGUAAAUCUUUGUCUACGGGAGAAAGCUCAAAAUAAACAAAAGAGAGAGCAGCUGGAACACUUGUGGAAGGACAUGGGCAGCGUGUGUGUGCAGGGCAGCACACUGGCAGAAUUGCCACGAGAGGAAAUACUUCAGAGGGGCUUCCCUCCAGAUAAGCCCUGAAUGUGCCAGGAGGUUUCAGCCGGGAGAAAGGAGCUGUGGAAGAAAAGCAGCCUAAAAAUAGCCAGUGGGGAUCAUCAGGUUUUCCAGGCAAGAAGAACAAGGAGAGAGAUGAGGGAAUCGGGUUCCAAUUCCUAAUGAUUUGGUGGGUGCAGGAAUGAUUUGUGUGUGUUUUCCAGUCCCUUUUGAUUCCUGAGAUGAUUUUAAAAUGAUGGCUUUAGCAAUCAACUAAAUCGGAGGUGUUGUUUUUGAGAGGAAAUGAUGCCAAAUAAAUGCAGAGUUUUGGGUCA